AUGGAUGUUCACGACUUGCUCAGCAACCUUGAUCAGGUGCCGGAAGCCAAACGCCAAGCCGUCAUCAACAAUGGUGGCGGACACGCCAAUCAUUCACUUUUCUGGUCCAUCAUGAGCCCCAACGGCGGUGAACUCGGCGGAGAAAUCGCAGCCGCGAUAACCUCCACCUUCGGAUCACAUGAAGCCGCAAAAGAACAAUUUGUUACUGCCGCGACCACACGUUUCGGUUCCGGUUGGGCAUGGCUUGUCCUCGGCGACAGCGGUUUGGAAAUCUACUCCACUGCAAAUCAGGACAGCCCGAUCAUGCAGGGACAUACCCCGCUUCUCGGCGUCGAUGUUUGGGAACACGCAUACUAUCUGAAAUACCAGAAUCUUCGUCCCGCUUAUGUUGAGGCGUGGACAAACGUCAUCAACUGGACACGGGUCAAUGAACUCUACAUAGCGAACGCCUAA
Messenger RNA from Geodia barretti, 453 nucleotides. The record is from the annotation of a GenBank genome assembly. Lineage: Eukaryota; Metazoa; Porifera; Demospongiae; Tetractinellida; Geodiidae.